This is a messenger RNA of Enhydra lutris kenyoni (northern sea otter), 3262 nucleotides long. RefSeq names its product zinc finger protein 782-like. The transcript has 6 exons. The record is from RefSeq and is a predicted model, not a curated record. Lineage: Eukaryota; Metazoa; Chordata; Mammalia; Carnivora; Mustelidae. Gene Ontology annotation, biological process: regulation of DNA-templated transcription.
CUGCAGGAAAGCGCUUUGAGAGAGCCCCCGGGUCUACUCGAAAAGUAAAGGAUGCGAGCAUGCGCUGAACCACAGUUCUGUACACUCUCCCAAGAUCCACAGAAAAUGAACACACCUCAGGCAACAGUGUCGUUCAAGGACGUGACUGUGGAGUUUACCCAGGAGGAGUGGCGACAGAUGGACUCUGCUCAGAGGACCCUGUACAGAGAUGUGAUGCUGGAGAACUAUAGCCACCUUGUCUCAGUGGGGUACUGCUUUACAAAGCCAGAACUGAUCUUCACAUUGGAACAAGGAGAGGAUCCAUGGUUAUUAAAGAAAGAAUUUCUAAGAAAAAGCUCCCCAGAAGACUCCCAACCUAAUCAACAUUCAGAGAAGAGCCUAGAAAACCAAGGCAAAUAUUUGUGGCAAGUUUUGUUCACCAACAAAUCAUUGACUACAGCAGAACCAUGUAAUCUGGACAUAAACAUUUUACCUGUAAGAACAAUGCCCUAUAAAUUUGAUACUACAGGGCCUACCUACCUGCAUCUCAGUUCAUUGGCCCCACACUAUCAAUAUUCAAGAAAGAAGGCUCAUGAGCUUACUGAGAAAUGGCUUCUUAGUAUUAAGGAGGGCAGAACUAAUACUAGCGAGAAAUCACUUGUCUAUAGUAAAAAUGUGAAUUCCUUCAGUCAUAAAGAGAAAGUCAUUCAGCAUCAGGCAAUUCAGACUUUGCAGCAAGCUUCUGAGUACAACGAAUGUGGAAAAGCUUUCCUUGAACAGACUGCUCUCACUGCUUCUGAAAGUAUCUACCCAAAAGUGAAAUCUUAUAAAUUCAGUAAAUUUGGGGUAAAACAAUGUGAUAAAUCAACUUCUAUAGUCUCUCAUAGCCAUAAUCCAGAAGAGAAGAGUCAUGGCGAAUUUAAUGAAUAUGAAUGUGCCCAAAACAGAAAUAAUUUCAGUAGGAUCAUGCAAAGAACUGACACAGAAGGGAAACCUUUCAGCCAAAAAUCACACAGAGAACAUCAGAAAAUUCAUAUAGGAGUGAAACCCUAUGAAUAUGGAAAGAAUUUCAUCCAUAAUCCAGCCCCCCCAGUGCAUCAAAGAACUCACACAACAGACAAAUCCUCUGAUUAUGACACAUGUACAGAGACAUUAGGUUGUCAGUCAGCUUUCAACAUACAUCAGAGAACUCACAUAACACUGAAACCCUAUGAAUGUAAUGAAUGUGGAAAACCCUGUACUAUGAAUUCAUUCCUGAUUCAGCCUCUGGAAAGUCACACAGGGGAUAAAACCUACGAAUGUCAUGCAUGUGGGAAAGCUUUCAGUGAGAAAUCACGCCUAAGAAAACAUCAAAGAACUCACACAGGAGAGAAACCCUAUAAAUGUGAUGGUUGUGAGAAGUCUUUCAGUGCAAAGUCAGGUCUAAGAAUACAUCAGAGAACUCACACAGGGGAGAAACCCUAUGAGUGUAAUGAAUGUGGGAAGUCUUUCAACUAUAAGUCAAUCCUCAUAGUACAUCAGAGAACUCACACAGGGGAGAAACCCUUUGAAUGUAAUGAAUGUGGAAAAGCAUUCAGCCACAUGUCAGGCCUAAGAAAUCAUCGGAGAACUCACACAGGGGAAAGACCGUAUAAAUGUGAUGAAUGUGGGAAAGCUUUCAAACUGAAGUCAGGUCUAAGAAAACAUCAUAGAACUCACACAGGGGAGAAGCCCUAUAAAUGCAAUCACUGUGGGAAAGCUUUUGGUCAGAAAUCACAACUCAGAGGACAUCAUAGAAUUCACACAGGGGAGAAACCCUAUAAAUGUAAUCAUUGUGGGGAAGCUUUCAGCCAGAAAUCAAACCUUAGAGUGCAUCACAGAACUCACACUGGGGAGAAACCCUAUAAAUGUGAUGAGUGUGGAAAAACUUUCAGGCAAAAAUCAAAUCUCAGAGGACAUCAGAGAACUCACACAGGGGAGAAACCCUAUGAAUGUAAUGAAUGUGGAAAAGCUUUCAGUGAAAAGUCAGUCCUAAGGAAACAUCAGAGAACUCACACAGGAGAGAAACCCUAUAAUUGUAAUCACUGUGGAGAAGCUUUCAGCCAGAAAUCAAACCUCAGAGUACAUCAGAGAACUCACACAGGGGAGAAACCCUAUAAAUGUGAUAAAUGUGGGAAAACUUUCAGCCAGAAAUCCAGCCUUAGAGAACAUCAGAAAGCCCACACAGGGAGUUGAACAUCUGAACAUAAAGAAUAUGGAAAAACUUUGAGCCAGAAAUCAAAUCUCACAAUAUACCGGAGAACUCACUCUGAGACAAAACCCUAUAAAUGUAAUGAAUGUGGUAAAUCCUUCUUUCAAAAAGGACAUCUCAUUCAGCAUCAAAGAACUCACACAGGAGAGAAACCAUUUGAAUGUAAUGAAUGUGGAAAAACUUUCUCCCAGAAGUCACACCUUAGUACACAUCGGAGAAUUCACACAGCAGAGAAACCCUAUAAGUGUAAUGAAUGUGGGAAGACAUUUGUCCAGAAGUCAACCCUCAGGGGACAUCAGAGAAUUCAUACAGGAGAGAAACCCUAUAAGUGUAGUGAAUGUGGGAAAACUUUUGUUCAAAAGUCAACCCUCAGAGAUCAUCAUAGAAUUCACACAGGGGAGAAAUCCUUUCAGUGUAAUGAAUGUGGGAAGACUUUCGGUCAGAAAUCAAACCUCAGGAUACAUCAGAGAACUCACGGUGGUGAGAAAACAUAUCAAUGUAAUGAAUGUGAAAAAUCCUUCUGGCGAAAAGACCAUCUCAUUCAACAUCAGAAAACACACACAGGAGAGAAACCAUUUAAAUGUAAUGAGUGUGGGAAAACUUUUGCCCGGACAUCAACCCUUAGAGUUCAUCAGAGGAUUCAUACUGGGGAGAAACCAUUUAAGUGUAAUGAAUGUGGGAAAAAAUUUGUCCGGAAGGCAAUCCUUAGUGAUCAUCAGAGAGUUCAUACAGGGGAGAAACCUUUUCAGUGUAACAAAUGUGGGAAAAGUUUUGGCCAGAAAUCAAACCUCAGAAUACAUCAGAGAAUUCACAGUGAGGAAAAAUCUUAUGAAUGUAAUGAACUUGGAAAAUUUUAUAAGAAGUCAACUCUAAAUGUUUGCCAGAAAAUUCAGGGAGAGGGAAAACCCUAUUGAUAAUAAUAAAUAUGGAAAAAUCCUUCUGUCUGGAAGACCAAGCCAUUUGACUCCAGAAAACCCACACAUAUAAAUAUGAAUGUAGGAGGAAUUUUAUCCAAAAAGCAACCCUGAAAGUCUAUCAGAGAAUAGACAUAGG